UAAAGUCAAAAAGUUAAACCUAUUUCUAAUAGGCUUUUAUAAAGUCAAAAAGUUGCUCAUCUUUUAUAGGGGCGAACACUGGGAAUGGGCCAAAUCUACCGGAUUCGUGCUCUCGGGCUUAAAGCGACUCUCUUCCAUCCAACGGCUGCAUUUGGUGUCUCUUGCUUCCUCUCCCUACAGUCGAUGCUUUGCUCCGUGGUUGAUGUCUUGCGGGGUGAGGCUACCUACGUUUUUACUUUCUGUUAUUUGUUGUUGUUAUUUUGUUUUUAGCUUUACUUUCAGUAUGUCUAUUCCUAGUUUCUAUGUUGUUCUGUCAAAAACUCGAAAAUGGUAAAUAUACUUUAACAUUUUUACCAAAAAAAAAAAAAACAAAAACUGAGUGCCAAUUCAUUAUAUAAAGGCAUACGUAAAAAACAUUAAUCAAGUGUUAGAUAACAAGUUGAACAAGUUAUAAACUUAUGUAUGUCUUAUGUCUAUUUAUUAUGUGUAUAUGGUGCACGAAGAUGCAGGCCAACGCAGAUUCAUACCAUCCAUUUUUCUCUUGUAUGAGCUAUAUAUAAUUUAAUUCAAUUCAAAGAAGCAAUAAUAAUAGCUGCAGAAGCAUUAAUGAGGAUGUGUUUCAAAGAGAAACCUAAAGAAAGAUCCUAAGAACACAACUAGCAAAGUAGCAAGGGUGAGUACGUACGUAACCUAUGGGGGAAUGUAUCCAAGCUUCCAUAACAUGCACUUUGACUGGCCCAAACUUAUUUAUAUGAUAACACAUAUUUUAUAUUCGUUCCACUUCAAGCAUCUGACAUAAAAUUUGAUUUCAGUAUACAUUUAUCCAUGACGAUCCAGCUAAAUUGAUAUUAAAACUGGAAAAUGAUAUAAGCAAAUCACGUCACAUGCAGAAUAUGUGAUAUGUAGGAGGAUAUGAGCUAAGUUUAUAUCGAUCAACCAUUUUAUUUUUGUAUUCAUCUUAGAUUCUAGAGCAGUCUCAUUAAUUCAUUUUAUUGCAAUGCAUUAGGGGGACAAUAUAUGGAUCAAACUUAACCUUUUCUUUUGAUCAACUAUCAAUCAAACUUAACCUAUUAUGCGAACUAUGUAACUUAACAAAAUUUCAUCACAUGAAAAAUGUACGAUAUAUAUCGAUAAUUCGAGAGAAUCAGAAUCAAGAUUACAUUUUCCCCAUAUAUAAAAGAGAGAUGUUUUUGGUUAAAAAAAAAGAUGUUUUUGGUUUCUUGUUUCUUAUAAAAUAACAGGAGAUGAGAUGUUCGCACAUGGGAGCGUGGACACAUACGUAAAUUACAAAAACCAGUGCUUUGGUACGCCGCAUGCAUUACAUUAUUUCCAUUUUCACUUAUACUGGAAAAUAUAUUAAAUCGUUUUGCCUUUGCUGAUAUAUAAGAUAAUAAUGUUUACUAGAAAAGUAUGUUUUAAUUAUAAAAACCAGAUAUAUAAACUAAAAAAAUACGUUUGUCUAGUUGCACUUCCUCCCUUUUCCAGCUACGCAUCUGGUGGGUCUUACUAUUUCUUUCUGUUAAUUAAUUAAAACACUCAUACUUCCGUGCAAUGAAAGUAUAAAAUAGUAGUUUUUAUUAGUGUUUCAAAAUAUUAAUUUAGUUAGAUGAUUUGAAAGCUUUGACCCUAGAGCGGCGGUUACAGCCACGCCUUUGUUUGUACGACCACCAACUAACUUUGGAGCAUAUACUAUAUGUUUAAACUUAGGCUCUGAAUGGUGACUGCGGGUUGAGCGGUGCGGGUUGAGCGGUGCGGGACAAACGGUUCAACUGCGGUGCGGUUUUAACAGUUAUAAAAAUGUAUAGAUAUAUAGUAUAUGUAGAGAUUUUUGUUACUGUUAACUGCGGGACGGGGCGGAACGAUUGUCACCAUUCGAAGUCUUAAUUUAUUGAAGUUCAUAAACUUGUAUCUAAUAUUUGCUAUGUUUUGCUUAAUACUAUGCCCGGUUACAAGCAGUUGUUAAUUGUGCAAGCGUUUAAACUUGACAUCAUAUCCUAUAAACCAUAGACUUUGCGGUCAUCCAUAAACUAGAUCAGGGACAUAGUUUCACAUUGUGAUAGAGAAAUAGUUUCUACGUUAUGUCAUAUAACUAGAUGAUAGAUCAUAUCUUUUUGGCUUCGGUUGCUUAAAAUAAAGUUUUAUCAUACACCACUGUACUACUAACAUGUUUUUCAAUGUGAAGACUUUACUAUAUAUAUGAUGUAUAUAAAGAGAGAGAUGACUCUUCAUAUCUCUAAAGUCUAAAUUAUAAGGUGGUGUUUUAACUUUAAAGUCUUUUCAUAGACUGGUCUUUUUUCCAACACUCUUUUGUCAUCAGCAUAUACUCUUAUUCGGAAUAAGAGUGUUGAUCAUGUUAAUUAUUCAUACUCUUAUUCCAUAUACCAUAUACCAUAUAGUCGUCUACUGGCCAUUUCUCUUUAAACGUGACACUUCACCAUAUUGAUAUAUUUGAAUACUAAGUAUGAAUAAUUAACAUGAUCAAUUCUCUUUCUCUCUAAUGACUGUCAGUUUAUCAAUAUUCCCAAUAUAUUAUAAUAUUUGAAACCUUGGAUUUUUAUACAAACCGAUCAACCAUUAAAUUUCACAUGUCGAAUCCAUCAUAUAUUGUAGACAUCAACACAUCCAAUGUAUCAAGAAGAAAAAAACAUACAAGAUCUUUAAUGUUCCUCCUCCAAGAAUCGUAUCUAAUCUUUCUUGCAGCAAAAUAAUUAAAACUAAUCUCCAGAAUAAUUAAUCUAUCCAUAAUCCAUCACACACACACACCACUACUAGUAGUCAUGUCUCAUCAGAAAGCAAGAAGUCAAAAGUAAGAACCAACGUGGCAAUCUCGUAAUUAAAUAGAAAAUCUGAGGGCAUUGUGUCAAUCUCUUUACUAUAUAAACCCUGUCCUGUCCUGUCCGAAAACUCAAAUCCAUCUGCUUCAAUUUUCUCUUCCUUUCUUAUACUUUCUCAUCGAACUCGCAAACCGGAAUAAAAAUGGCUGGAGGUAUCGCAAAAUGCAGCAAGAUCCGACACAUUGUGAAGCUGAGACAGAUGCUCCGGCAAUGGAGGAACAAGGCGCGAAUGUCGUCUGCCAGACGCUGCGUACCGUCGGAUGUGCCGUCAGGAUACGUGGCGGUCUACGUUGGAAGCAGUCGCAGGAGAUUCGUGGUGCGCGCAACGCAUCUUAACCACCCGGUCCUCAAGAAUCUCUUGGUCAAGGCCGAAGAGGAGUUCGGUUUUGCGAACCACGGUCCGUUGGUUAUUCCAUGCGAAGAAUCGGUUUUCGAGGAAUCGAUCCGGUUAAUUAACCGGUCAUGUCGGUUCAACUGUACCGAUGACUUAAAGAAAACCCGCCACGGUGGCAGUAGGAGCAAGCUGGAUCUUUUGAUCGAAUCUCGGCCGUUGCUUCACGGUGUCUCGGAUAAGGCUAACAUCUGGUGAACGGGUAAUGUGAUUCGGGUCCAUGGUGACGGACACGCAGGAGAUGGCCGUGGAAAGGUGGAUGAGUCGUCGUUCCACCUGUGUCGUCCCGGGUUCGAAUCCGAGUUUAAGAGAAAAUUGCGGUCUAGUUUUGGUAUUGGCUUGUAAACCUGAUUAAGCAAUUUCGAUUUCAUUUAUUUAUUCAUUUGUGAUUUAAUUUUGGUAUUGGCUGUACAAUAUAUACAGCAAUUUCCAUUUAUAUUGAUUUGUUCAUUGUUCAAAC
Molecule: messenger RNA, 3685 nt
Organism: Brassica rapa (field mustard)
Lineage: Eukaryota; Viridiplantae; Streptophyta; Magnoliopsida; Brassicales; Brassicaceae
Product: auxin-responsive protein SAUR50
Biological process (GO): response to auxin
Source: RefSeq, a predicted model, not a curated record